This is a messenger RNA of Platichthys flesus (European flounder), 1138 nucleotides long. RefSeq names its product membrane magnesium transporter 1 (gene mmgt1). The transcript has 4 exons. Bases 45 to 437 code for a protein of 130 amino acids. Gene Ontology annotation, cellular component: plasma membrane; early endosome; EMC complex. The record is from RefSeq and is a predicted model, not a curated record. NCBI's taxonomy places the organism in Eukaryota, Metazoa, Chordata, Actinopteri, Pleuronectiformes, Pleuronectidae.
UGUUUUACGACAGUGCGCUCAGCUCCUAGUCGCCCUGGUUCAAGAUGGCCUCGUCGUUUUGGAAAGGUGUCGUCGGUGUCGGACUUUUUGCCUUAGCCCACGCAGCCUUCUCAGCGGCACAGCAUCGGUCAUACAUGCGACUCACAGAGAAGGAAAACGAGACACUACCAAUUGAUAUUGUACUACAGACCCUGUUAUCGUUUGUGAUGACCUGUUAUGGGAUUGUCCACAUCGCUGGAGAGUUCAGGGAAAUGGAUGCCUCCUCAGAGCUGAAAAACAAAACUUUUGAUACACUGAGGAACCAUCCAUCCUUUUACCUUUUCAAUCACCGGGGCCGGGUGCUUUUCCGCUCGCCGGAAGAGGAGCCCUCCUCUGCUUGCAACCAGCAAGCUAUUCCCAACCCCAUACGACUACGCAAGCUGGAGCAUUUGCACUGAGACUGGCCUUUUUUCCUGCCUGUAACAUCAUCUACGUCAGAUAAGAUUUGUUUUUCGUUAGACAGAGGGAGGGCAAAGUGAGAGUUCAUCUUCCCUCUACUUUUAUAUAUUAACUAAUAUGCUGUCCAAACUGUCAUCAGUCCAUAGAAGUGGUCACUUCCAUAUUCAACACUGACUGUGCCAACCCUUCAGUUCUUCAAGCAGAUUUUGUUUGUAUAUACAGUAUGUAAAUGCUUUGGAGUCUUAAGUUACCUUGACAUCUCCCCCCUCCUGUCCCUUCUGAACUGAAGUGGGAUAUUGCCGUACUUUGUAUAUCCUUUGUGUGAGGGGCAUAAAGCACUUGGGUUCCUGUUUAUUUUCAACCACACAUAAGUCUUGAGCUGGGCAGAUUUGUAUUUUUUUGUUAACUGAAAUGUGUUGUAUGAACUGAGGACCCUUUAUUUCCCUGAUGAUUUUCUUGAAGCUUAAAGGCUCAUCUGUACAUCCUGUAUGCAAUAAAGAGGUUUGAUUAAUGCCACAGGAAAUCAGCGUAAGCUGGGACAACAUCAGAUGACUGUUCUAAUGAUACUGUGAACAAUAAGGCAAAGUAGAAAGAAAGUCAUGGUACAUUCAUUUGGGUGAAGUUUAUUUUUCCUUCAUUUUACAUUUUGUUAAGAUUCAACAGAUUGUUUUUAAUUUAAUAAAAAGGCGUACUGAUUUUA